Molecule: messenger RNA, 691 nt
Organism: Salmo salar (Atlantic salmon)
Lineage: Eukaryota; Metazoa; Chordata; Actinopteri; Salmoniformes; Salmonidae
Product: hemoglobin subunit beta
Biological process (GO): hydrogen peroxide catabolic process; oxygen transport
Cellular component (GO): haptoglobin-hemoglobin complex; blood microparticle; hemoglobin complex
Molecular function (GO): peroxidase activity; heme binding; haptoglobin binding
Source: RefSeq, a predicted model, not a curated record
CUGCUCAAACGAAGACCAAGUGUAUACGAUUCGUUAGCCUCUGUGAAAGAUAGUUCAACAGCUCGCAACAUGGUUCAGUGGACAGACUUUGAGCGCGCCACCAUUCAGAGCGUCUUCGAGAAGAUGGACUACGAUGUCGUAGGCCCCGCGGCUCUUUCCAGGUGUCUGGUCGUGUACCCCUGGACCCAGAGGUAUUUCGGUAACUUCGGAAACCUGUACAACGCCGCUGCCAUCCAGGGAAACCCAAUGGUCGCCGCUCACGGAAAGACUGUCCUGCACGGACUGGACCGGGCUGUCAAGAACAUGGAUGACAUCAAGGCCACCUACGCAGAGCUGAGCGUGCUGCACUCCGAGAAACUACACGUGGAUCCCGACAACUUCCGGCUGCUGGCUGACUGCCUUACUAUUGUUGUUGCUGCGAGAAUGGGUGCUGACUUCACCGCUGAUGUCCAGGGUGCUUUCCAGAAGUUCCUGGCUGUGGUGGUGAGCUCCCUGGGCAAACAGUACCACUAGAGCCCCUCCACUCAGAGACGGACGACCAUCAGAGGACCAACAAGCUCAGAGGACCAACAAGCUCAGAGGACCAACAAGCUCAGAGGACCAACAAGCUCAGAGGACCAACAGGCGCUGAUCAUUUGUUUAGAGGCACAUGUUGUUCCUUCUACUAAAGCAAAUAAAAUCAGCAAAUUAA